AUCGACGGGAGGAUAGAGGCAUUGGGAAAGCCGGACGAGUGGCUAAAGGAUCGAAUGGAGUGUCUGUUAUGUUUCGAAAACGUGACAGGGCUCCUCGUCAAUGGCUCCGGUCUCAUCCAUGGCCACGGUGAAGCCUGGUGGGACUCUGUUUCUCAUUCGCACCGACCUAGAACGGUGAGAUUCAACGGGGUAAUAAACAUGGUGUAUAACGGUCUCACACAAAAGAACAGUCCCAAGAAUCAUAUUUCAGUGCAUAAUUGCACGAAUGCAACGCUAUCAAAUCUUCAUCUAAUCGCACCUGGAGAUAGCCCGAAUACCGACGGGAUCGAUGUUUCGUUGUCUAACGGUCUUCAAAUCUUAAACUCUUCCAUCGAAACAGGCGAUGAUUGCAUAGCGAUUAACAGUGGUUCAAGAAAUAUAAGCAUAGCCCGUGUGGCAUGUGGACCAGGUCAUGGUAUCAGCAUCGGAAGCUUGGGAAGAGAUGGAGCCAACGAGACGGUGGAAAACGUGAAGGUCUGGAACUGCAGCUUCAACGGCACUCAGAAUGGAGCAAGAAUCAAGACUUGGGCUGGAGGGUUAGGGUUUGCAAGGAACAUUCUCUUCGAAAACAUUACAUUGAUCGAUGCGGACAACCCUAUCGUCAUCGAUCAACAUUACUGUAACGGCGGCCACGAUUGUGAUCACGAUAAGAAAACGGCGGUGGGGGUGAGCAACGUGACGUUCAGAUAUUUCGAAGGUACGUGCACGGGCGAGACGGCGAUAAAGCUCGACUGCGACAAGAAGACGAGAUGUCGGAAGAUCGUCAUGGAUCACAUCAACAUUACGUCUUCUCCUUCUUCUUCGGAAAGGAAUCUAAAUUCAUAUUGCAGAUUCGCCGACGUCGUCUCUCGCUUUGUCUCCGUCGAUCUCAGUUGCCUUGAUUCCGAAGACUGUCUGCCUCCGGCUCCAUACUGACUGCUUCAUAACAUUGUACACUAAUGGUACAACAUACAUAUACAUUCAGUGGCAGAUCCAGAAAAAUUUUUCG
Messenger RNA from Tarenaya hassleriana, 1027 nucleotides. Its product is annotated as probable polygalacturonase At3g15720. The record is from RefSeq and is a predicted model, not a curated record. Gene Ontology annotation, biological process: carbohydrate metabolic process. NCBI's taxonomy places the organism in Eukaryota, Viridiplantae, Streptophyta, Magnoliopsida, Brassicales, Cleomaceae. Gene Ontology annotation, molecular function: polygalacturonase activity. The transcript has 6 exons. The annotation marks the transcript as partial.